AUGGCCGACCCGAGCACAUCUCCACCGCUGACGCGGGCCUCGGUGGUGGCGGCGCACGACCUCAUCAAGCCAUAUGUGCACCACACACCGACGCUGACCAAUGCAACAUUGACGCGGCUGGCGAGCACGCCGCGGACCGAGGCCGAGCUGGCGGGCUCCGAGUGGGAGGAGAAGAAGAAGAACAAGGAUGGGUCGACGACUACGAGCGGUGGCGCAAAGCCCAUCAUGCGCCUCUGGUUCAAGUGUGAGAAUCUCCAGAGGAUUGGCGCGUUCAAGGUGCGAGGGGCUUUUCAUGCUAUAGAACGGUUGAAGAGAGAACCCGGAUGGGAGGCUGGCGGCGGAGUAAAUCGGGGCGUUGUGACGCAUAGCUCAGGGAACCACGCGCAAGCCCUGGCCCUUGCCGCCCGGACUAAUGGCAUCCCGGCCUACAUUGUGAUGCCCUCCAUCUCGCCGCCGCCCAAGAUUGCCGCCACGCGCGGCUACGGUGCCAACGUCAUCUUUAGCGGCUCGACCUCGGUCGAGCGCGAGGCCGUCUGCGCCCAGGUCAUCCAGGACACGGGCGCCCGCCUCGUCCCGCCCUAUGACCACCCGGACAUAGUCCUGGGCCAGGGCACGCUGGGUCUCGAGCUGCAAGAAGACGCGGCCCGGAUGAUGGCCGAGGCCGAGAAAGAGGCCUCGACAAGGUCACCACCACCGGCCGACGGCUCGGGCUCGGCGAAAACCACGACGCCUGAUGGACUGAUGCAGCGCGGCGGGGGCAAAAAGGGCCUGGACAUCAUCCUGGCCCCCUGCGGCGGCGGCGGCAUGCUCUCGGGCGUGGCGCUGUCGUGCGAGGGGACGGGGAUCCGCGUCUUUGGGUGCGAGCCCUCGCACGAGGGCGCCGACGACGCCAAGCGCGGCUUCGAGAGCCCCGACGGCCGCCGCGUCGAGGUGGUCAAGACGCUGACCGUGGCCGACGGGCUGCGCACCCCCGUCGGCGCCGUGCCCUGGUCCGUGAUCCGCGAGCGCGGCCUCGUCGAGGGCUUCUACAGCGUCUCCGAGGUCGAGAUCAAGAGGGCCCUCCGCCUCGUCCUGGAGCGCUUCAAAAUGGUUGUCGAACCCAGUGCCUGCGUGCCCUUGGCUGUUGCUUUGUAUAAUGAGGAUUUCCGGGCCCGAAUCCAGAGAGAGUACGGUGACGGUGGUGCCAAUGUGGGCGUUGUGUUUAGUGGAGGAAACCUGGAUCUGGAGGUUCUCGCCAAGAUUGUCAUGGAAGGGAAGACGGAGACGGAGAAGAAGGAGUAA
Pestalotiopsis fici W106-1 is the source of this 1281-nucleotide messenger RNA. RefSeq lists its product as uncharacterized. Gene Ontology annotation, molecular function: pyridoxal phosphate binding; L-serine ammonia-lyase activity; threonine racemase activity. The transcript has 3 exons. The coding region runs from base 1 to 1281 and encodes 426 amino acids. NCBI's taxonomy places the organism in Eukaryota, Fungi, Ascomycota, Sordariomycetes, Amphisphaeriales, Sporocadaceae. Gene Ontology annotation, biological process: D-serine biosynthetic process; pyruvate biosynthetic process; L-serine metabolic process. The record is from RefSeq and is a predicted model, not a curated record.